GGAAAUAUAUAUAUAUAUAUAUAUAUAUUCUCGCACUGACUACAUAAUGUUGACUUUGUAAUAAUUUUGAAAAUGCUAGCCGGGGUACCUAGGUACAACCACGGCUAUACUACACUGCAUGCACGUGACAAAAACUUCCCGAGAGACCUCAAGCAACAAACGAAAAGGACGAAUAUUCACCGCUUAUCACCAUUCACGAAAAGACUUUUCUCCUUUUAAACCAUCCCAACUAUGCUGCUCGGCCCGCUACACCCUCUUUACUUGCUUAUAUUCUUUCAAUCCUUUUUUUUUACAUUGCCCGCCCGCUACAAGACACUAAUAAUGUGGUAUUGCUAGUGCAUUGGGUCGGACUGUAGCUGCAGCAGGCUUGGGCAGUAGUGAUUUCUGUUCGUCAGACGACAACCAAGAGGAGGUUGUCUUGCAGGGUAGAGGAUUCUCGUUGGAGGCCUCAAGUUUCUCAUGUGUUAUUUUGUUUUUCUUAUUUUUAUAUUUCUGUUGAGGCUGUUCUCUUUCAACUCGACUGCCGUCGACUUGACCUUUCUCUUAUCACUCACUGGGUUUCAGUUCGCAAACUGUCCUUCGAUCGCUAAUUAAAGGGGCUUCUGCUUCUACGCAAUGGAGAUCUUCUGUCGAAAUGUUCCCAACCAGGUCCAGGACAGCCAUUUGAAGCGACAAUUCAAACCAGUACUUGCGUCCUUCGGUAUCCACUGCUUCAGCUGCCGCAAGCUCCCCAACUGCAAUGCUAUCUUGACUAUUGCCGAUUAUAGUAAGGCCUUGAAGCUGCUUUCCACCUAUGGACAAACUUCUGGCCAGGGCAGGGUGCGAAGACCUCCUAGGCAACAACUGAAGAUGUUUGGGCAGAAUAUCUUCAUACAAGAAGGUCGCAAUACCCCGGACGAAUAUCUACUUCGCACAUUAAUAAAUGAGGAAGAAACCAGGCUUUCGCGAGGGGCAGUCUCCGGCAAUGUGCAGGCCUAUCACCAGCCAGCGCCUGUCAAACGGCUCAAGAGCUUCUCCAUCACUUCUAUGUCCUGUGGUAUGUGGGAUUAUCACGAGGGAAAUCCGGUGUUUAUUGAAUGUUAUCGCUCUGGGAAGAAUGGCAAGAUCGCGUUUGGUAAAACUGCUAUCCGGGUUGCGCUUGAGACGAUGCACGAUAUUAUCUAUCAUCUUGAAUUCACCUACUUCAAUAUACACGGAUCGAUCUACACUAGCACGACUAAGGCACCUUCUAUAACCAUCACGGCUAAUACUGCCCCGAGACUAUACAAGACUGAUCCAACAGAUGUGCUAGAAGCCAAAUUUGGUGCUAUGUUUCCAUCCCGACCGAAAUGGCAGCGAGGGCCUCCUCCAAAAACUAGAGUUGGCCAUUUCGGCGAUGAACACGAGUAUCUCGCCGGUACUUGCUUUGUCUAUCGAUUUCUCUUGAGGGAUGCAAGCGACCUCAAUGCUGUUCGAGACCUUGGCAAUGAGCACCAUAUCCCCCAUAUUGCUAGAUGGCUGGACCAUCGCGCACAGUACGACGUGCCGUACUCCACCUUGAUGCAGAGGUUGAUGGCCUUCUUAUCUCAGGAGCGUCUUCCAUACCAGGUCAGAUUUCAGUUACAAAAACUUGUGUGGAACGGUGACAUAUCGCCCGCCAAAGCAAUUUCGUUUGCAUCCCGUGUCCAAGCUGCACUGGUUACUGAAAAUCUGGAUGUCGUCGUUCAAGCGUUGAUGAGGCUGCGGCAGAAUAUAAAGUGGCCGUCCCCAGACGUGGAACCAUCUGAAGUCGACGUGUCUGCGCUAGUAGCAACGUUCAGAAAUGCCCUUGAAGCCGCCGUCCGCGAGCACAAGAUGGCCAGCACCAAUCGCCAUACCAACCCCAAUCAUGUCUCCAUCCACCGUGUUCAGGUCACGCCUUGUGGUAUUUACUUGGAUGGGCCUUACAUGGAAUCCAAGAAUCGAGUUUUGCGCCGCUAUGCUAAUCAUGUCGACCAUUUCCUCCGUGUCGAAUUUAUGGACGAAAGCGGAGACCCUGUCCGAUAUGACCCGCGCGCAUCUAUUGACCUGAUAUUCCAACAACGCUUCAAAGGUGUCUUGAAAAACGGAAUCAACAUCGCAGGCCGCAAGUUUGAGUUUCUUGGCUUCUCUCAUUCGUCACUUCGUUCUCAGACGUGUUGGUUCGUGGCACCUUUUUAUGCAGAUGGGAUUCUGUACAAUGCCACGACUAUCAUUCAGAACCUGGGUCGAUUUGAUCAUAUUAACUCUCCAGCGAAACAGGCGGCAAGAAUUGGACAGACGUUUUCCGAGACCUUGACCUCCAUCCCUAUAUCCGAGGAAAUUAUUUCGGUAGUGCAGGACGUGAAGCGGAACGACCGAGUCUUUAGCGAUGGAGUUGGUACAAUAUCGCCCUCCGUGAUGUAUAUGAUCUGGAAGGACUACUCGCUACGGACAAUGGUGAAGCCUACUGUCUUCCAAAUCAGGAUUGCGGGCGCCAAAGGGAUGGUCUCUCUAGAUAGCAGAAACAAAGGGGAAUCUCUGGUUCUGAGGCCCUCCAUGAUUAAAUUCCCCGUUACAACCUCCUUCAAUGCUUACAACAUCGAAAUAUGUGGAUCGGGGAUAAGGUCGCUACCGUUCUUCCUCAAUGCUCAGUUGAUCAAGAUUCUGGAAGAUCUGGGCGUCGACGGCAAUGUCUUCUUGAAGUUACAGCGAGACGAGAUUCUGAGACUCCGCGCUACAGCGACUUCGACUACACAGGCGGCGAAAUUUUUGGAAGACACAAAUAUCGCAAAGUCUGUAGGUCUCCCGUGGCUUAUCAGCAUCCUAGAAGCCCUUGGACUCCGCCACUCCGAUGACGAAUUCCUGCGUCGAGUUAUGGAGCUUGUUGUCCUGAUCAAGCUACGAGAUCUAAAAUAUCGCGCUCGAAUCCGAGUUCCUAAGGCAGUGACUCUGUUUGGCAUUAUGGAUGAGACCGGAUACCUAAAGGAAGGAGAGAUUUUCUGCACGAGUUUGUCCGAUAAAGGACGCAGGGAGGUGCUUUUGAAUCCUAAGGUUGUUGUGACUCGCUCCCCAGCUAUGCAUCCCGGAGAUGUCCAGAUCGCAAAAGCCGUCGAUGUCCCCGCCGACUCCCCGCUCCGCCAACUCCACAACUGCAUCGCUUUCAGCCAGCACGGCGACCGUGACCUUCCCAGCAUGCUGAGCGGCGGAGAUCUAGAUGGUGAUCUAUACAACGUCAUAUUCAAAGAUACAUUAAUUCCUAGGGUUAUUAGUCCCCCGGCACAGUAUCCUCGCGUACAAGAAAAAGUACUUGACCGGCCCGUCGUACGCGACGAUAUUAUAGAUUUUUUCGUGACGUUCAUGCAGCAAGAUCAGUUGGGAAGGAUUGCUACGGUUCAUCAAACCAUUGCAGAUCAGAAGGCUCUUGGGACUUUUGAUCCACAGUGCUUGUUACUUGCGGAGCUGCAUUCUACUGCUGUAGAUUUCUCGAAGAGCGGGGUCCCUGUUGACUUAGCGCGCAUCCCCAAAUUUCCUCGCUACCGUCCAGAUUUCCAGGCCCCCGGACCCCGCGUCCGCAUUGCAGAGAGCCUAUCUCUGCUCGAAGAACAUGACCAGAUGACUGUGCUGGACGAUGAAGAAGAAGAAGAAGACGAGCGCCCGACUGCAAGGUACUAUAAAAGCGAAAAGAUACUGGGAAAACUGUACAGGGCUAUUGAUGAGGUGGAGUUCCUUCAGCAUCGGCAGAAUGCCAUUGAGCGUUCGAUGGCGAUGGCUGCUCCUAGUGUGCUGAAGGGCGUCUGGGCGUUCGUACAAAGUGAGACGGUAGGGUUUCUGUGGGAUCAUCACGUUGAGAACGCACUGGAAAUUCGGCAGAUUUACGAAGAUAACCUCUUAGAAAUCAUGGCUCGGUACUCCUCCACCCCAUGGAAGAGCUCCAUCACCGAGUACGAAGUGUUCGUCGGCACUAUCCUGGGCCACGGACAGAAAAUUACCCAUCGACAGAAGGACGCGUCAAAACAGAUGAGGGAGGAAUACGAGGGGCUCGUCCAAUUCGUCACCGCCAUGAUCCAAGGUCGCGAAACGGGCGGGAUGGAAUCGCUCGAACGGUCCAUCGCCUGCCUUUACAUCGCCAUUGAAGAAGAGGGGAAGCAUAAUAACCAAUCCUCACGGGUAUCCAAACCCGAUGCCUCCGCCACUCGUUACCGUCAUAAUUUGGAACAGCAAUACCAGGGUCGAUCAGGAGAUGGCUUCGGGACUAACAAGCAGGGUAAAAAGCAGAGGCUGUUUAGUUUCCCGUGGAUUGCGGCAAUUGUGUGCCUAAAGGAGGUCGAUAAGCUGCAGCAAACUAUGCCGUUUUAGGGAUACGUCCCCGUACAGGAGGAGAUCUGGGGGGGGGGGUGUGAGGAGGUUUUUAGAACGCAGGUAUGUUCUGGUAUGAUAUAGUUGCUGGUGCGUGUGUGCGGAGGUUUUCUCAGGGAAGGUGCACGAGUGAUGUGGCCACGGUUCAGCAGGGUAUGGAGUGGGUAUUCAGCUUUAAUUUCCUAUUUCCCUGUUUAAUCUUUUCCUCACUUGCGUUCGAUGGUCUUCUGACUUGUCUAGGUAGGUAGAUAUCCUUCAUCGAGGUGUUGGCGUCGGCAGUCUAACGGAUCUUGUUCUUUUGUUUUGCUUCCUCACAUUUGCACUGGUGAUGGUUGGGUGGGUGGCAUUUGUUUUAUCUUUGUUUCCUUCAUUUAAAUAAUGUAUUUCACUAAUACUUCUUCUUCAUCCUCUGCUUUCUCUUGCCCUCCUUCCAGCAGAAUAUUACGGCAGCCAAGAGUAGACAUGAAUUACUCUAGUCCUAAUGCAGUUAGUAUGUUACUAUAUAUGAUUUAAUCAGUCUAUGAGCUUCCAC
This is a messenger RNA of Blastomyces gilchristii SLH14081, 4867 nucleotides long. RefSeq names its product RNA-dependent RNA polymerase. Lineage: Eukaryota; Fungi; Ascomycota; Eurotiomycetes; Onygenales; Ajellomycetaceae. The record is from RefSeq and is a predicted model, not a curated record. The transcript has 5 exons. Gene Ontology annotation, biological process: siRNA processing. Gene Ontology annotation, cellular component: nuclear RNA-directed RNA polymerase complex. Bases 616 to 4335 code for a protein of 1239 amino acids. Gene Ontology annotation, molecular function: RNA-directed RNA polymerase activity.